UAACUCUUUCUUUUGCCUUUCUAGUUUGAUGGGGAGAACAUGUACAUGGGGAUGAACGACAACGCCCAGGAGUUUCUAUCAGCCAAUCAGACAUACAACAGUCAGAAUGAGAACAACGAGGACUACGAGAUCCCUCCCAUAACGCCUCCCAACCUCCCCGACCCGUCCCUCCUGCACUUGGUGGAGCAUGAAACUGGAUACCACUCUCUGUGCCACAGCCUCCCUCCCAACAGCCUGAUCCCAGCCUAUCCCUACCAGAACAUGGACCUGCCGGCCAUCAUGGUGUCCAACAUGCUGAGCCAGGAUGGGCACCUCCUCUCCAGCCAGCUGCCCACGAUCCAGGAGAUGGUGCACUCGGACGCCGCGUCCUACGAGUCCAACCGCCAAGUGCCGCUGCUCAACCGGCCCGGCAUGCUGGGCGGCCCCAUGGGCGCCCUCAGCCAGUCCCAGCUCAUCUCCCAGAUGGGAAUCCGGAGCGGGGUCACCCACGGCUCCCCCUCGCCCCCGGGAAGCAAAUCUGCCACCCCAUCUCCCUCCAGCUCCACUCAGGAAGAGGAGACCGAGUCGCAUUACAAGGCUACUGGAGAGAAGAGACCCUCGACAGACCUGGGCAAAAAGCCCAAAAGCCAAAAGAAGAAGAAGAAGAAGGACCCCAAUGAGCCCCAGAAGCCUGUGUCAGCCUAUGCCCUGUUUUUCAGAGACACACAAGCAGCCAUCAAAGGGCAAAACCCCAAUGCCACCUUUGGGGACGUGUCGAAAAUCGUGGCAUCCAUGUGGGACAGCCUGGGAGAAGAACAAAAGCAAGCAUACAAGAGGAAAACAGAAGCUGCCAAGAAGGAGUACCUGAAAGCCCUGGCUGCGUACCGGGCCAGCCUCGUCUCCAAGAGCUCUGCCGACCAGGGGGAGACGAAAAGCACCCAGAGCAACCCCCCAUCCAAGAUGAUCCCUCCCAAGCAGCCCAUGUACCCCAUGCCUCCUCAGGCAUCCUCUCCCUACCCCGGCCUGGGCUCCUUCCUGUCCCCAUCGGAGCUGCAGAGCUACCGUGGGCACCCUCACGCGGGGCUGCCCCGCACGCUGCCCUCCAAGCCCCUGCUGCCCAGCAUCAGUGCCUCCCCUCCUCCCUCCUUCCAGAUCAGCCCCCCGCUCCACCAGCAGCUGUCCUUGCACCACCCGCAGAGCUCGUUCAGAGGAUGUGAAUCCCACAAUGGGGACCUCAUGGCACCUCAUGCCACCCUCCAGUUCGUUUCUCUGCUGGAGGGAUGA
Messenger RNA from Zonotrichia albicollis (white-throated sparrow), 1263 nucleotides. The record is from RefSeq and is a predicted model, not a curated record. NCBI's taxonomy places the organism in Eukaryota, Metazoa, Chordata, Aves, Passeriformes, Passerellidae.